CCCCUCUUCCCGUUUCGCCGCCCGCGUGUCGGUUCCGGCGAUGAACCCCCUCCCCCGUCCCCCCGUCCGGUAAGCCAUGACACCACUCAGCGGCAUCCACUGGCUGAGCGUACUUGUCGGGCGUGGGGUGGUGGCUUCGGUGGGCUGGUUCUGGGCAGCAAGUAGAACAAUAUCACAGGGCGCGUUGACGAUGGCCUCAUUAUUUCAAACACCGCCCAGAGAUAGAUCAUAUCAGGGUCGUAGAGGAGCAAGGCGGCAAGAGCAGCGGUCAAGUGACGCCGAACCACCUCAAGACUCACACGGGCUCACACGGGCUCACUCGGGCUCACACUCGCUCAUACGGGCUCCGUGGUUGCCGGCCAGGACGAAUGGCAGUGGGCGAGAUGCGGUGCCUCGGAUGCCACAUGAGGGAGUCCCUUGCCCGGUAGAAGGCCCCCAGAGAUGGUGGAGGAGCCCAUGCUUGGCAUCUACAACACCCACCAUACAUUGGUAUCAGGCAGGUCGGGUGGUGAGGAAUCUGUACAUGGUACCUUGUGCAUAUCUGGCAAUCUAGCUCAUCGGGAGUGGAGGUGGAGUUCAGUCAUGCCGGCGCUGCUACCGCAUACUCCCACACAGACACUCGAUUUCUGUACCUACUGUUACCACGGAAGUGGUCAUAGAUGUCGCCGUCUCAUCUGAUGCCGUCUGCCGCGGCCACCGCUAGUAUUGAAGGUGAAGAUCACGAUGGUGAUG
Molecule: messenger RNA, 732 nt
Organism: Ilyonectria robusta
Lineage: Eukaryota; Fungi; Ascomycota; Sordariomycetes; Hypocreales; Nectriaceae
Exons: 1
Coding region: 77-553 (158 amino acids)
Source: RefSeq, a predicted model, not a curated record